Messenger RNA from Microstroma glucosiphilum, 1909 nucleotides. RefSeq names its product molybdopterin binding oxidoreductase. Gene Ontology annotation, molecular function: molybdenum ion binding; oxidoreductase activity. The transcript has 5 exons. Gene Ontology annotation, cellular component: mitochondrion. The coding region runs from base 42 to 1559 and encodes 505 amino acids. The record is from RefSeq and is a predicted model, not a curated record. Lineage: Eukaryota; Fungi; Basidiomycota; Exobasidiomycetes; Microstromatales; Microstromataceae.
ACCAGUCAGUAUGACAGAGAGCGCCGGCAACUUCGACCCUAAUGGUAUCGUACAUCAGAAAGAAACAUGGCGAAGCCUUCAAUGCCGAGCCAGACGCCUCCACCCUCACCUCCUCCCUGAUCACACCCCAAAAAGAGCUCUACAGACGCAAUCACGAUGACAUCAUCUACCAGCCUGCUAGCACCUCUUCGAAGCCAGAAGUGGAGACAGAUUGGAAAUUGAGCUUCCUAGUGGAUCGGGAUGUCGCUGAGCAUCUCGACUGGAAGCAGUGGAAGAGCGAUACUUCCUUUUCUCCUCGAUCGGCUCAAGCGGAGGACCACGAUGCCAUCAUAGCUUCUUCCAAGUCGGUGCGCAUCUCGAUUGCUGAGCUGCACCAGAGUAUGAAGGAGAAGAGGGUGGUGGCUGCGAUGGAGUGUGCGGGCAAUAGGAGGGCGGAUAUGAGUGAGAGGGGGCCGAGGAAGGCGGAAGGGUUGCAGUGGCAGUCGGCUACUAUUGGAAAUGCUCUGUGGGCGGGAGCCUCGGUACGCGACUUCCUCCUCCAGCAGGGUAUUCCAGAUGCUUACGAACACAUUCGGGACAAAGAGAAUCUGCCUCCGACGGUACGAUCUCUUGAAAAUGACUCAGCCCCCUGGUCCCGCAAUACCUACCUUCACUUCCUCUCCUCGCAACCUUGUUCCGAAUCUCAGUCGCCGACAGGCCACGUCUACGGUUCGAGUGUACCACUCUGUACAGCUCUUCACCCCAACCAAGACUUGCUCCUAGCUUGGGGUGUUGAUGGACAGCGCCUGGACUCAACUCAUGGUUACCCACUUCGGGCGGCUCUGCCAGGUCACGUUGCCGCUCGGUGGACAAAGUGGCUGAGCAUGCUUAGAAUCUCCUUCUAUGAGGACGAUAGUCCGCCCAUGACGCUUGACUAUAAGCUGCUCGAGCCGCCUAAGGGCGCUAGCGAGGAGGAGAGGAGACAGUGGAUCGACAGUAUGAUGGGAGAGGGAAAGGAUGAGAAAAAGAGGGAGGCAGAGGUCGCUAAGGCCAAGCCACUCAUGAGGCUGGGGGUUGGUUCGGGCGUGAGUGAGCCACAGGAAGAUGACAAGAUCGAAGUCAACGACAAGGGAGAAAUGGCAGCAGAGGGCUAUGCAGUAGGAACAGAAGGUUCCCCAGUAUCACUCGUUGAGCUCCUCCUCGUGCGCGACCCCGGAUCUUCCAAUCUGGAUGCGAUGGAAGAUCUCCGUCGCGCCGCCAAUGAGCAGCCAGCCUCAGCCUGGACACGCUUGGAGCUGGACGAGUCCAACAGUCGAAAGGUGCUUCCGAAGCACAAGGGCUCAUCAGAAGACGAUAUUGCGAUUGCGGACGCCAAAGAGGCAAAGUUCUCGUGGAGCUGGACGCUGUGGAGGGCUCAGGUCCCUGUGCCUGCUGAAGCGAGGGGGAGUGGAGAGAAGUACGCCCUUGUCAUGCGAGGCACUACCUCAGCGGGCGUCCGACAGGAAUUGCAGUCUCCCUGGAACAUCAGAGGCUUCAGGGAGAGGAGUUGGCCAGUGGUCACCGGGCUGACCUUUCAAUGAUCAGUGGUGAAAGGGGAACAAGACCUUCUCCCUGCUCAAGCUGAGUUCCAUGCUCCGGCAUCUUUGUAUCAUAGUCGCAAUCUGGAUCUGUUUUGCCAACAAAGUGACCAGCAGAAUCAUCGAGUCGAGUCGCAUACAUGCUGUCGCAACGUAGCGCAUCGAAAGCACUUCUUCGACAGGCCUACUGAGGAGACUCCGUCACACGCGCAACCUCUGGCUUUCGGUGCAGGCGUCUCGCCUCCGCUCUUGGUCUCCACUUUUUACCACCCGUCUUCACUUUCACCACUCGGCGCUACAAUCUUAUACGUAAAAACGUGUUGCCCUCUGUGGCUCUCCGAGCAUGCCACGGU